AUGAACAAGUUGGUGCUUUCUGUCGUCAUUUGCCUUUUGGCAUCAGUUUUGGCUGCGCCUCUGGAAGAACACUCCAACCGGUUCCUUCCUCCCUUGGAUCACGAGGAGGUCCACGACGAGUUUGGUCAGUUUGCCUUGCGGUAUGUGACAGCCGAGGGUACCGUUGUGUCAGAGCGCGGUCGCCUGGUUCCCGCACCAGAUGGCGCCGACUAUGUCAUGGUGUAUGAAGGGGAAGUGUCAUACAUUGGCGACGACGGCAAGAGAUACGUCACAAAGUACACAGCUGGACUGGACGGGUACCACGCAGAGGGUGACCAUUUACCAGUCGCCCCUGAGGUUCCGGAGGUUCCCGAGCCCGCACCUGCGAGUUAG
This is a messenger RNA of Spodoptera exigua (beet armyworm), 372 nucleotides long. The record is from the annotation of a GenBank genome assembly. NCBI's taxonomy places the organism in Eukaryota, Metazoa, Arthropoda, Insecta, Lepidoptera, Noctuidae.